AUGAUGAGUUUUAUAUCAUUUCUGGCGCUGCAUGGGGCAUUCUAUCUCCUCUGGCUCUGGCCUCACACUCCCUUUGAACUUGCAGUGAAGCCAGAGAUAAUUUCUCUUGCCCAACAAAAAGCAGGUCUCACUCGUGACGGGCCUCCAGUACACAGUGCAACUUCUGUUAGAGAUUACUGGACCAACGAGUAUAACUGGACAGAAGUCCAGAAUGACAUAAAUACACGGUUCAAGAUGUAUACCACCACGGUCAACGCCCUUCCUAACUCCAACUACAACGCAUCUGUUCCCCUCCACUUUGUUCAUCACCGCUCCAACCGUACAGAUGCAAUACCAUUGCUCUUCGUCCAUGGCUGGCCAGGCUCCUUUCUCGAAGUCGCCAACCUACUUGAGCCAUUAACGAACCCACCCAACUCGUCAAUUCCCGCAUUCCACGUCGUUGCGCCAUCCAUUCCGGGCUUCGGAUUCUCCCCCGCUCCGCUCUUUCCCCUCUUCGGUCCUCGAGCCGCCGGCGAGGCCUUUAACAACCUGAUGCACCAACUCAACUACACAUCUUAUGUAGUCCAAGGCGGGGACAUAGGGGGAUUCAUAACGCGCUUCAUGGCAUCCUCACACCCCGAAUCCGUCGUCUCGAUGCUCAACAACUUCUGGCUCAUUCAACCCAAUGCGACAGACUUCGGACGGUAUUUUGCAGGGAACACAACGGCGGACGAGAACUAUGUCAUCGAAGAGUUCUGGAAUUUCGAGAAUAAGAGCAGCGGAUACCGAUUUGAGCAGCAGACUCAGCCGUUGCAGAUCGGGCAUGCUAUGACGGAUAGUCCGGUAGGGUUCGCUAUGUACAUUUACGAUUUCAUGUUCCUGACUGUUGACGAUUAUUGGUGGGGUGCUGGAGAACUGAUUACAUGGACAUUGAUGUAUUGGAUCCAAGGUCCAUAUGCAGGAUUUAGGUUCUACAAGGAGAUGGUGAAUGACUAUGUCGUGGAAGAUGGCUUGUUGAUUAACUCAACCACGUUUCCGUACGUGUCCCAGCCCGUUGCAAUUUCAGAGUUUCCAGCAGACAUAUGGUACAGAACUCCACUGGACUGGGCUCAGCGUGGGGGCAACGUUGUAGCGAGGACUGUUCAUGAAUUCGGUGGACACUUUGCUGCUGUCGAAACUCCCGAUCUGCUGAUUGAAGAUAUCAGAUCUUUUUUCGGAAGCAGCACACUUUCUAAUACGAGUAUCUUUAGUUGUUGA
Mollisia scopiformis is the source of this 1236-nucleotide messenger RNA. Its product is annotated as alpha/beta-hydrolase. The transcript is spliced from 6 exons. Bases 1 to 1236 code for a protein of 411 amino acids. The record is from RefSeq and is a predicted model, not a curated record. Gene Ontology annotation, molecular function: epoxide hydrolase activity. Gene Ontology annotation, biological process: epoxide metabolic process. NCBI's taxonomy places the organism in Eukaryota, Fungi, Ascomycota, Leotiomycetes, Helotiales, Mollisiaceae.